This is a messenger RNA of Sus scrofa (pig), 9525 nucleotides long. It is a transcript of the gene MAP4, whose product is annotated as microtubule associated protein 4. Gene Ontology annotation, molecular function: microtubule binding. Lineage: Eukaryota; Metazoa; Chordata; Mammalia; Artiodactyla; Suidae. The record is from RefSeq and is a predicted model, not a curated record. Gene Ontology annotation, biological process: neuron projection development; microtubule cytoskeleton organization. Gene Ontology annotation, cellular component: neuron projection.
CUCGGCCUGGGAACUUCCGUAUAUUUCAUGUGUGGCCCUUAAAAGAGAGAGAAAAGACGCAUCCUUUGCUCCUCAUGGAUUCCAGAGUAGGGAGAUAAACACAUAAACAGAUCAUUUUACUCUAGUGAGAAUUCUGUAAUAAAAGAGUUAGCUAUAUGCUAUGAGAAUACAGAGCAGAAGUUAACUACGUCCUUUAAGGGGAGCAUGAGGAAGCUUCAAGAACGAGGUAACAUUUGGUGGGUCUGGAAGUAUGGUUCAGAGUCUGGAGAGCUAACAAUCAGAAUAAGAGCGUCUAUGGGAUAGACAGUGCAGAGGCAUAGUGAAGUACAAGUGCAUAGAGUAUUUGAGGAGUAGCAAACAUGUGGGUGUGACUGGCACGUACAUUUGGGGAGCAGGGAGAAACAUUUUGAGGUGAGAUUGGGGGAAAAAAGCAGGUAAGCAAACAAUCUGUGCAUUGGGGGAAUACAGUGGCGAGCAGUGGAAUGCUCUUGCCCAGGGAUCCUGACCAAGAACAAGUUUUAUUGAGCAUUGUAAGCGGCAACUGGGAGAAACAGGGCAUGAUGGGCUAUGAAGCCUGGGGUUUCCUUGUAAGGCCGGCAGGCCCUAUUUUCUAGGGUAAGGUGAGCUUGCUGAAGCUGAGUUGAAGGACAGUGUUUGAUGUGUUUUUAGGUUCCCUGGACAGUGAGGCACUACCCCUAAGUGCAGGCUGACUGAGAUUUAGAUUUGGGGGCCAGGCUGCUGCGAUGGAUCCUGAUAUAUAGAUUACCUUCAUCAUGGUCCCAUAAAUCAGAUUACUAGCUUCAAUUUUUUUCCUUCUGUUUGCUUCCCAACUCUUGAAAGUUAAUCAAGAAGAAUCACAAAUUUCUUGAGUUACACAUGUACUAGGAAAUGUUUCUAAAAUUUAGUAGAAUGUGGUUUUGUAGUGUUUUUGCAUACAUGUCUAUUUAUAUAUAAACACAAACAUUUACUUACAGGUAAGACACAGGAUUGCAGCUUCAUAGUCUUCUGCUUAUCUUAGUGAAGAAUGUUAUCCAUCGCUGCAAUCAGUAGAAUUACUGACUUUCAUUGUAAUGAUAAUUUAUUAGAAAUUGCUUCCUGGAGACAGUAACAGGGAACAUUUGGUCAAUCUGGAAAGUAGCUUUGUUGCCUUGGUAACUGAAAGAAUGCAGAGAAACCAGUUGUGGAGCAUAUCACAACCAGGGCCCCAAACAGGUUGAGUACUAGCUCAAGGCAAGAGGCAAAAAUGGAAACAUCUGCUGGUACAUCUGCUGCGAUCAGAGACCUGCAGGCUGUGGCAGUGCCUACAGGAGCUUGACCUGUCUUUAUACAGUCUGAUCAAAGAUUCUUAGAGCUCACCUUCUGACCAGACACUUGGGAGUCCAUGCACUUUCCUCAGACUCAGACAGAAUGAAACUUAAAAAUCUUUAGCCCAAAGGACAUGGCAAAUCAUCACCUGUCUAGAUGAGUUCAAUGAUGGGAGAGAUCAGGUGAAAUGAUAGAAGUCUGUGGAAGAAAUCCACCCUCCCUUCCGUGAGCAAAACUGUUUUUAGAGCCUACUUAAUGUGUAUCAAGCACUGUGCUGGGCACCUGCAUAGCAGAGAUGGACUGGUCUUUUUGUUUGUUUGUUUGUUUGUUUUAUUUUUUUUAAUCACCCCACCCAUAGCACAUAGAAGUUUCCAGGCCCAAGAUUGAAUCCGAGCCACGGCUGGAUCCUUUAACCCUCUACAUUGGGCUGGGGAUUGAACCCAUGCCUCUGCAGCCUCUUGAGCUGCUGCAGCAAUCAGAUUCUUAACCUACUGUGCCACAGCAGUAAUUCCCAGAGGUGGGCAGGUCUUCUUCCUUCCUCCCUUCUAGAAGCUUCCAGGAAAGGCACAUAAGGAAAAGAUAAUGGUAUAGUUUCCAAGUCCUAAGAAGAUCUAGAGCAAGUACAAUUCUAUGAAAAUGUUAAGGAUUCAGUUUGAGAGCUGAGGGUCUAGGAGACUUUACAGAGGAGGUGACAUUUGUGUGAGUUUUGAUGAGGUGGAGCAGAACCUAGAGGCAAGGAAUGCUAGUGGCAACUGAAUCUAGAAUUUAAGACUUGUGGUUCUGAAGUACAUCAGUUUUAACCUGGACAUGCUCAGCCUUUCAAGACCUCAGGAAAGUCCUCAUUCACCAGCUGGAUGAUUGACAGUCACUGGGGAGGCUUGAGUUCCCUGAUGCAGCUGCCCCUGUGGUGAAUAUACCGUCCUGAAUGAGGUUAUGGCUAUAAUUUUGAGCUGGCCUAGGGCACUGACAGAGCCUUCCGAUUUUACUACUUAUUCCAUACCACGUUUUUCUCAUUGUCUGCCAUCCAGACAGCAGUCUCCUCAUUUGGAGAGGAAUAAGCCCAUUAAUUCUCUCCCUAGGUAUGUGUUGCAAAGCAAUAGUGUAAUCAAAUUAUAAGCCACUCUGCCCACUCCCCUCUGUAAAAGGGUCCCUGUAAAAGGAUCUCCACUUUCUCCUAGUGAAGUAGGAGGAGCUGCUUGCCACUCAGCAGCGGAGAGAAGGGAGACUCCCCGUGCUAAGGCCCUGUACCAAAACAAUGACAGUGUAAGUUUUCUUGCAGAUGGAACUAAGUAACAGAAGGUUGCCAAGGAGUAAGUCACUCACACCUUCCUCAUUCUUCGAAAGCCAGAAUUUGACCAUAUUUUUAUCAGCAAGCCUUUCUGAGUCUCCUCUUAUUUUUUUCCCAUUACUAAUUAGAAUUAUGACCUUCCUGGCAUCACCUUCAUGUUUCAUUUUUAUUAUACAUCCUCACUUCCCUUUCUUUAGUGAGAGCUUUGCUGUACCGUAAGGUGACCCUAGUCUUGCCAGUGAACCUUUAUUGCUUUGACAUAUACUGCUGCUUAGCUACUCAAGGUCAAGAGGAAGGAGAGGUGUGUAUGAAUUCAGUUUAUGAUCAGGACAGAGAUUAAAUUCACCUUUUUUCCCCCACGUUGCAACACUGCCACUCCUGACCAUGGCCACAACUCUCAGUAAGGAACUGAAGUUAAUGCAAGAUGCAUGUAAGGUUGGUUCCUGCUUUGGGGACUUGAGUAAAUUACGUAGAGGGUAUGAAGGUGAGUACUUGGGGACAAGGGCUCUAGUUAAGGAAACUUUCUUGGGCUGGGCCUUUGAUAAUCUCUUCGCAUUUUAUAGACCAAAGAUAGAACAAUCUUCCCCUUUUUUCCUAAAAGUUUUAUUUUAAAACUGUAAUCAGAUCAUCACAGUUGAUUGAUAAUGGCUUUUAAGAAACCAACCUAACUUUUCUUCACCUUGGAAAAAGACAUCUCGUGUAUUCUUGAUAGACUAUUUUACAGUAUCCUAUGUUAGUAAAGGUAGUGACUUACAGGCUGGGCAACAAAAAUUAGCUUUGUUCAAGGCAGAGUUCGGCCUGUCCUUUUUUUGAGAAUUCUCUCUCUUGGAUCCCUUAGUCCUGAAUGUGCAAUAUAUAAACUCAGAGCUCAGGGCAGCAGAGGACUGCGCAGAAUUAAAUAGGAGCAGUGGGCUCUGGCUGGCGGGUAAAACAGCAAGCCACAGAUCGCCAGGGCCUGGAAGUCCCAGAGGUCAGAGGAAGAUGAACCACCCCAAUGUUCUCCCCUUGGCUACUAAGUGAUCAGUAGACUGGAAAGAGCAGGCCUGGGGCAAGAGGAACCAAGAGGGCACAGUGGCAAGAGUACGAGUGUCACACAAGUGCCUCACAGCUGGGGUACAGGUCCCCAAAGUGCUACUGACUGCAGUCUUUCAAUGAGCUGCUUAUUAAACUCUUGCACGAUGCAGAGCUGCAGAUGGAGCUCUCCCUGGGCUUUGGGGACCCACUCAAGUCAGCGUUCAGGUGAAUGUGAUACAUUGUUAUGACAGCAAACCUACUCUUCCUCUGAGAAAUGAAUGCCUUCAAGUUUGAUAUUAUAAGAAGUUGGGUUUGUUUUUUUUUUAAGUGAAAUUUUGAGCAAUUUUCUGGAAUCAUUGUUCUAUUUAAGGGUUAUGGCUGAGGAUUGGCAAAUGAGUUUUAUUUUUAAAACAGUCAUUUGAGUGGGUAACUGUGGAAGUGUGGGCACAGCGUCAGAGAAGUGAGCGUGUGGGGAUACACGUAUCUGUAUCAGUGAAAGCCGAAGUCAUUACUAUAUCCUCGGUACCCACAUUAGCCCCAUCCCGGGUUUUAAACUGCAGAUCUAAACAGAGUGCUAGUUAGAAGGAAAUUACAUUUUCAGUUUAGCAGUGGCAUUUGAUUGUGCAGUAAGGAGCAGGUUCCUCACUUUCUCUUUCUUUUUCAUUCAUUCCAUCUUCCUUCAUUCCUUUCACACUAGUAAAUAUAUUUAGCACCCAACUGCUUGAGGAAAGUGGAGCGUUGGGGGCAAGACAGGUUUUGUCAUGAAUGCUGGGGACUUGGUGUGAUGUCACUGCCAGCUCUGAGAUUGUAGGCGGUGGUAGAGCUCCAGGAGCGAGGGGGGAAGAGCAGUGGAAGAGUCGCUGUCGCUCUCACACAGGCAGGCAGCCGCUCACACUGCUGCCUGCAGAGAGCCGGAUGGACUCCCCGAAAGAAACGAGCCAAGCUGGGUUUGAGUGGCAGAGGACAGAGGGCAAACUGAAUGAAAUCGGGCUGAAUGUCAGCAUGGACGGGCAGCUGAAAGACGGGCUUGUGAAGAAUGCCAGCUUCCUGGAGCAGAAUAAGCUCUGCUUCUUUGAGGGGAAGCUAGACAAAGAGCUCAGCAUUGAAGCGCAGGACAAGGAGUAUCAAGCCACCUCGGGUCACCUUGCAAGCAGGUAUGUGAUCGCAAAAAGCUGCCAUCCCUCAGAGGGGAACGCAGUACACCAGAAGACAGCUGAGUUCCAUCUGGGACUCAGAGAGGAGCCAGACAGAAACAAAGCCACUAUAGUUCCAGGGAUAGUGACAGGGAAGAAUGUGCUGGAGGCUGAGAGCCAGCCAGAUCUGGAUUUCCCCAGGGCUGCUGACAUCCCCACCCAGUGUGUCAAGGAGCAGGAAACCAGCGUUUGGAACCCCAACUUUUAUCCAGUGUCAGGGGCCCAAGGCUCCCAGCACUCAAGGGAAGCACCUCCAGGCAAGGAGAACAGCACCGCUGCUGGCUGCCGGGUAACUGGUGUGGUGAGUGCUAACUCUGAGCAGCUGGAAUGCGAGUCCUCACUGCCGGUGGCUGUAGCCCACCCAGCCCCUGCCGUUGAGAACUCACCCACUGCCAUUCCACCAAUCACUAUGGUCGAGUUCACGCCGGAGUGUUUGAAUGCUGGCUCUCAUAUCAAAGACCAUGAGGAGAAGCUGGAGAAAUUGAGUUCUACUGAGGAGAACGUUCUGCUUGACCAAGGGCCCCAGCAGAAAAAGGCAAUGCGCCGGGCCUUGUCCGAAUGCUCUCACCUCUCAGUGCCCCCAGCUGUCAACCUUGCAGAUAAGUAUCCUGAACUUCCCUCCCGAGAAGAGCCAGUGCCAAAUCCCACACCCAAAAAACUGGGGGCUCCUGCCAUUAGACGCUCCAUGACAGUGGCUGAGGAACAGAGAGCCAGCCACAGAUUGAACCCUGGAGAAUUGCCCAUUGUGUGUGCUGAAGAGAUACCCCCUUUCAACUGUGAGGAGCCAGUGGCCAAGAAGAAAGAAGAAUUGACCCACUUCAGCAGCAGCAGCAGCCCUGGGAAGAGGGAAGCGGGCACUGCUGGGUUACAUCUCCAUGGUAGGCUAGAGCAGAUUCCUGAAGUAAGCGGCAAGGAAAAAGGACAAGAAGACAUUAGUGAAACAAAAACACAUUCAUGCUCCCAAGUCUACCAUGGAGGUGAGAAACAGCCAGGACAGAUGGGUCUGGCAGGGAAGAAAGAAAUCGAGGUCACUGCAGCCCAGAGCACUCCAUCGUUCCUGUGUGAAGAGACCCCACGUGAUGGAAUAGCCAAACCAGAAGAAGGACAGCCUGCUGUGAGCGUGACUGGAAAUGACAUCACCACCCCGCCAAACAAGGAGCUCCCACCAAGCCCAGAGAAGAAAACAAAGCCUUUGGCUACUACUCAACCUGCAAAGACUUCAACAGCGAAAGCCAAAACCCAGCCCACUUCUCUCCCUAAGCAGCCAGCUCCCACCACCUUUGGUGGGUCGAAUAAAAAACCCAUGAGCCUUGCUUCAGGCUCAGUACCAGCUGCCCCACCCAAACGCCCUGCUGCCGUCACUGCCAGGCCUUCCACCUUACCUUCAAAAGAUGCAAAGCCCAAGCCUGUUGGAGAGGCAAAGAUCCCUGAGAAGCGGGCCUCACCAUCCAAGCCAGCCUCACCAUCCAAGCCAGCCUCUGCCCCGGCCAUCAGGCCUGGCUCCAAGAGCACCCAGACUGUACCAAAAGCCACAGCACCUGCCACUCUUGCCUCAGCUGGGCCAAGCAGUAGGAGCCCCUCCACAUCCCUGCCCAAGAGGCCCACUGCCAGCAAGACUGAGGGGAAACCUUCAGACGUCAAGAAGUUGGCUACAAAGUCUGCACCAGCUGACUUGAGUCGCCCAAAGACCACCUCUACCACUUCUGUGAAGAAAAGCACCACAGCCCCUGGGGCGGCAUCCCCAGCAGGGGUGGCUCCCAGCCGAGUCAAGCCCACAGCCACGGCUCCCCGGCCCUCCGGGACUCCUUCUGUGGACAAGAAGCCUGUGUCGGCCAAGCCCAGCUCCUCUGCCCCGAGGCUGGGCCGCCUGACUACCAAUGCUUCUGCCCCUGAUCUGAAGAAUGUCCGCUCCAAGGUCGGCUCCACGGAAAACAUCAAGCAUCAACCUGGAGGAGGCCGUGCCAAAGUAGAGAAAAAAACAGAGGCAGCUGCUCCAGCUCGAAAGCCUGAACCUAACGCAGUCACUAAAGCAGCCGGCCCAAUUGGCAGUGCACAGAAACCACCCGCUGGGAAAGUCCAGAUAGUCUCCAAAAAAGUGAGCUACAGCCACAUUCAGUCCAAGUGUGGUUCCAAGGACAAUAUUAAGCAUGUCCCUGGAGGUGGUAAUGUUCAGAUUCAGAAUAAGAAGGUGGACAUCUCUAAGGUCUCCUCCAAGUGUGGGUCCAAGGCUAACAUCAAGCACAAGCCUGGUGGAGGAGAUGUCAAAAUUGAAAGUCAGAAGUUGAACUUCAAGGAGAAGGCCCAGGCGAAAGUGGGAUCCCUUGACAACGUGGGCCACCUGCCUGCAGGUGGUGCCGUGAAGACUGAGGGCGGUGGCAGCGAGGCCCCUCCGUGUCCGGGCCCCCCUGCUGGGGAGGAGCCUGCCAUCCCUGAGGCAGCGCCUGAAGCUGGCGCCCCCACUUCAGCCAGUGGCCUCAGUGGCCACACCACCCUGGCAGGGGGUGGUGACCAAAGGGAGGCUCAGACCUUGGACAGCCAGAUCCAGGAGACAAGCAUCUAAUGAUGACAUUCUGGUCUCGUCUUCCAUCCUGUGUCCCUCCUCUUGUCUCCCCUGUUACCCUCUCCCUUCCCUCCUCCUGUGUCACUGCAGAUUGAGACCUACAGGCUGACGUUCCGGGCAAACGCCAGGGCCCGCACCGACCACGGGGCCGACAUUGUCUCCCGCCCCCCCCACUUCCCUGGCGGCCCCAGCUCAGGCCCCCGGGUGGCCGGCUCCCUCUCCCAGGCAGCCCUCUAGGCCCUCCCCACUCCUGCCUUGCUUGCCACCCCCACACUCCUUCCACUCCGAGCCACCCAGGCCCAGCUCCCUGCUUAGCUCCGAUCCUCACCAACAUCCUCACCAUUGCGCCAUUGCACUGUGGAGAAGGUUGGGUGGGAAAUGGGUGGGGGAGGCUAAUUUGGGAUCUCUGGGGAUCGGGGUGGGCUGGGGUGAGGGGAGCUGGAUUCCAACCACUUCUUUGUUUGGGUUUUUUGGACCAAACCCAAGAAAAACUGACAUACCCUCCCUCCUCGCUGGGUCCCCCUGGAGGGAAGAGUGGAAGUGGGUGUGUACUCGGUAGCUGGGCGCUGACUGUCCCUUGGAGCCGCUAAGCCACUGCCUCUCCCUUUGACCCCACAAUGGUGCCCCCCAUGCAGGUGGCACCAGGCGCCUCUUGCUGCCCCUCCCACAAGUUAGCAGGGUCAGUGCUGCCUGUCCCCAGUGCUUCUCAUACUUGCCUAGCUGCUGUCACACUUUGUUUUAUCCUUUUUUCUGGUAUUUUUUUGUUUGUUCUUAAAUAACCUAAAAACCGGUGGAGUAGUUUUGCAGGUUGAAGCCAUGUCUAAAUGAAAGUCCUCAGUAGGUGUUAAAAGAGACAGGGAGGGGAGAUCCUGAAGCUUCCAGCCGAGAGGUCAGGCACUGGGGGCCUGUCCUGGCUUGAGCAGCUCAGGUGGGCCCCCCGGAGGUGGUAUGGGUGGGGCAGGCACAGUGUGAGGCCCAUGGCCUGGAGAGCAGGCAGGGCACGCUAGGGGCUGGUCAGUGUGGACUGGUGGUUCCGGCAUUGUGUGUGUAUGCUGCUUUUCUUUUCUAACCAAGAGGCUGGUUUUGGCAUCUGUGUCUGUCUCAUUCCCUGGGAUCUGGUGGGAGACACGGGGGCUGGAAGCGGGCCAUGGAGGUCAACCUCUUUCAGGCCUGCAGCCUUGGACACUCAAGCCCUACGUUGCCAGCGAACCCAGGAUGUCCAGAACUCAUAUGGAUAGUGGGGAAUCAGGUCUGGAAAUUUGAAAAUAAGGAUAUGAGAUGGACCAUCCUGCCUCCCUUAUAAGAGGAGGAGAGGGGAGACCAGCCUGAGGGUGGCAUGUCCCAGCCAGGCCUGGUCUUGGGAUGGCUGCAAUGAUGAGUCCCGGGAAUUGUAUUGACACGAAGAUUCUUAUUGCACUUGUAUUUUUUUGUAUUAAAGUUUGCAUGGUUUCUAAUAAAGGAUUAAAACAUAACAGUUUGUAGUGAAAUGGCCUGAGAGUCUCCAGGGCUUCUCCUCUGGAAGAGCAUUUUCUGCAGUGCAGACUUGCUGCCAAGGAGGCUGCCACAGACUUGGCCCCUCACCUUCCCCACCUCAGCUCCCAGUGUCCCUUGGCGCAGAGAAGGUGGGGGCUUGAACUAGGUUUGAUCGAUGGCUGUGGCAGGUUCUCUGCAUUUCCAGGGUUAGCAUUUUCUUCAGGCAGGUCUGACACCACAUCCCCACUUCCCCAGGCAUAGACCUGAUGCCCCUGGGAGGGGGUGUCAGGAGACAGUGGGAUGACAGUGCCAGGCGUAAAAGUACCUGCUCCCCCCACAUUGAUCCUGGGGCCAAAGGGAUGCUGAGGUGGACAGCAGCCUCUGGAUCCUUUUACUCCUUUGGCCAAGGAUGGGGUGGGAGAGGACCCCAGUGGAGAGCUCUCGUGGGGGUGCUGGAGUGGUCAGUGUUCUGAAAGGUUGUGUGGUCGCAGCUCCCUUGAAGGGUCCCACAAGCCAGAGAAUCUGAGAAGGCAGGUGGGACCAGAGGCCCUGUGUGCUGUGUACUGCUCUGUAGCCAUUGCGGGUGGGACUUUUCUGUACUUCCCGAUUUGCUUAUGGCUCAGCCAUUACCUGUAUCCAUCUGUGAUUCUGUUUAACCAUUUUCGGAGUAAAUAAAGCUCUUGUGCCCCAUA